Trypanosoma conorhini is the source of this 2724-nucleotide messenger RNA. Its product is annotated as oligopeptidase B-like protein. The transcript has a single exon. Gene Ontology annotation, biological process: proteolysis. The record is from RefSeq and is a predicted model, not a curated record. The coding region runs from base 1 to 2724 and encodes 907 amino acids. NCBI's taxonomy places the organism in Eukaryota, Euglenozoa, Kinetoplastea, Trypanosomatida, Trypanosomatidae. Gene Ontology annotation, molecular function: serine-type endopeptidase activity.
AUGGCCGCAUUGUACCCGUGGGUGCCGACAUCCAACCUCGGCUACACGCUUGGCCGCCGCAUCGUGAACCGUAUCGCCCCGCAGGCACGCAACAAGUUUCCGCUGCCGUGCCUAGACGGCCCGUUGCCAGAGGAGGUGCCAGACUCGCUGCUGCUGCACGGGGAGCGGACCCAGAGCGACCCGUUCAGGUACAUGGAGGAUCUCUUUGACCGGCGCACGCAGAGGUACGUGCGAAACGAGCAGCAGCACUACGCCCUCAUUGACACGAAGUUUGACUUCAAGCACACCAAGGCCCGGCUGUGGGCGGAACUUGACGCCAAAGUCGUCAUCACCAGCCGAGAGGGCGGCUUUGACAAGGGCGAGGAACGCAUUGGCGACUACGUGUACUUCACCCGCGUGGUGCCCGGGGGCGAUCCCGGCGCCGUUGGAUUUUAUCGAAAACGCUUCGGCGAGGUUGACCUCCUCGCGGAGGAGCUCAUCAACCCGACCUCGCUGCAGCAGCACUUUGGCUACGAGCAGUGCCACGUCGGCAUCUGCCGCGUCUCCGAGGACGGGAAGUACUUGGCGUACACACUUUCCGUGGGCGGGGGCGAUCGCUACAUUUGCCACGUGCGCAGCGUCGACAACGCGAGCCUCUUUCACGUGAUUCGUGGCCGAAACAUUGUGAGCAUAGAGUUUGGCUCGGGAAAUCAAUUUUAUUUCACCGAGUCGAACGACCUCAACCGGCCGUGCACGGUGAUCAUGCAGGAGAUACGCCCGGGCAUUCUUCCCCCGCCGGUGGAGCUCUACCGCGAGGAUGACGAGCAGUUCUUUGUGGAUGUUCACAAGACGAAGGACAACGCCUACGUCAUUAUCACCUCCGACUCCAAGGUGAAGAGCAGCGCACUUGUGCUCCCCGCCUCCUUCCCAAAGAUUCCACGUGCGCUGCGGGGUUUCUUCCGCGACGGUCGACCUGUGGAAAUUGCUGGGCGGGAGAACUGGAACUGGCUGGAGCACUACGACGGCCACUUUGUCAUGGUGGUGGCCGACCACGGCUCGAACCACCGCGUCGUUUACGCGCGCGAGGAGGUUGUCCUUAAGCAUGGCAUGCACGCCGAGUGGAAGGAGCUUGUUCCCUACCGCGACGAUGUGCAGAUUGUCGACAUGGACCUGUUUCAGGGACGAAUUGUUCUGUACGAGGUUCACUUUGCCUUUGAGCGCAUCAACCACAUCCGCAUCAUCAAGUGCGACAGGGGCCUCGACGACGCCGCACGACGGGCACGCGAUGAAGACUUGCUGCUGCAUUUUCCGCCCCUCGCCUCCGUGACGCCGGGGCUUAACAAAAACUUUAACCAGGACUCGAUGAGUUUUGUCUACAGCAGUAUUUGUCAGCCAAGCAGGGACUGUGUGUUUAGCUUUGACAGCAAGAUGACGGCAGCGGAGAGUCGGCUCUGCGGCCCUGAGGCCCUCUUUACCCAACGCCAGUCGGAGCAAUUCACCCCCUGGGACUACAUGUGGCCGUACAGCAUCUACCGCGACCUCUGCCUCUCGCGGGAUGGCACACAGAUUCCGAUAACUAUUUGUCACCGGCGUGACGCCUUUGUGCAGGAGGCGACCGACUUUGAGGCCCAGCCCAACACACCAAAGCACUGUCUCAUCUACGUGUACGGCUCCUACGGUGAGGUGCCGUCGAUGCACUUCCAGCUCGCACCGUACAUGUGGAUGCUGCGACGUCGCUGGACGGUUGCCUUUGCCCAUGUGCGGGGCGGUGGUGAGUUGCCCAACUGGGCGGAGCAGGGGAAAGGCAGGAAUAAGAUCAACGCGGUUCACGACUUUAUUGCGUGCUGUGAGCACAUGGUUAAGAUGGGCUACACCAGUCCCGAGCUGAUGGUGGCGGCGGGGAAUAGCGCGGGUUGUGUGCCUAUUGCGGCCGCGAUGAAUAUGCGCGGUUGCGGCCUGUUUGGCAACGCUCUGCUUCGUUCGCCGUUUUUGGACGUUAUCAACACAAUGGCCGACCCCGAUCUCCCACUCUCGCUGGCGGAGCGCGAUGACUGGGGAGACCCGCUGCACAGUGCGGAGGACUACGCCCGGCUGACGCAGUACGAUCCGUACCUCAACGUCAACGACCGUGUCACGUACCCGGGGAUGAUGAUCUCCACCUGCCUCGACGACGACCGGGUGCCGCCGUGGAACACACUGAAGUACGUCUCCAAACUGCGGCACCAGCGGCGGCGCAAGGGGGUGGACCCUGUUGCCCGUCCGCUCGUCUUGCGUGUGCGAAGCAGCGGGGGGCACUACGUCUGGGGGGACACGGAGAACAUCUGCGAGGAGCUCUCCUUCCUUUGCUCCCAGCUGGACCUGGAGGGGCCGGGGAAGGUGCUGAACGACAUGGAUGUCAUGACGCACAUGCACAACCUCACCGCCACCGGGGCGAUGGACCACGACGACCAGGAGAAGGUCUUUCUCAAGUGGGACAACUGGGAGCGUGAGCGCAUCGACUACCACGUGAAGCUCAACAACUUUGAAUGGGAGCCCAACUUCCGCAAGCUGAAGGCAGAAAAAGAGCCCUUCUUUUGGGUUCCGACGGAGCAGGAAAUGGAGCAACGCAAGGUGGACGAGAUAUUCCGCGCGAAGGAACGAGACGCACAUGAGGGGGCCAAAAGUGGGGCCAAGACAGGUAGCACAGGACAGCCGGCUGGUAGGAAUAAAUGGGCAGAGGAAUCCAAAAAUAAGCAGGCGCCAUAG